Messenger RNA from Raphanus sativus (radish), 1647 nucleotides. RefSeq names its product spermidine coumaroyl-CoA acyltransferase. The record is from RefSeq and is a predicted model, not a curated record. The coding region runs from base 136 to 1482 and encodes 448 amino acids. NCBI's taxonomy places the organism in Eukaryota, Viridiplantae, Streptophyta, Magnoliopsida, Brassicales, Brassicaceae. The transcript is spliced from 2 exons.
GUCAUAAUCUUACCAACUCGCUCCCCUCUAUUUCCAACAUAAAACGUCAAUUAUAUAUAUAUAUACUUUUCCACAAGUUUUCUAUAUAUAAUCCAUACACAAAUACGUCUGUGGCAUAAAAAUCAAUACAUAGAUAUGGGAAGCCAAGGCAUGAGUUCUUCGACGAGUCCCUUGGUGGUGAAGAAAUCACAAGUGGUCAUGGUGCAACCUUCCAAGCCAACACCUGAAGUCUCUCUUUCCCUCUCGACACUCGACAACGAUCCUUACAUCGAAACCCUCGCCAAAACCAUCUACGUCUACGCCCCAUCCUCCAAAGAAACUCAAGACCCUGCUUCCCUUCUACGAGAAGCUCUCUCUCAUGCUCUUGUCUACUACUACCCUCUCGCCGGAAAACUUCACCGAAGAUCCGACGACAAUAGACUUGAGUUGAAGUGUGCACCAGGAGAAGGAGUCCCUUUUGUAAAGGCGGCGGCAGAGUGCACUCUUUCUUCACUUAACUACUUGGAGGACAUGGACGCAGACUUGAACCAACUAGUACCUACUUACGAAGCUGUGCCAGUUGCUUCUGGAGGCUACAGCGUUCUGGCUCUCCAGGUCACUGUGUUUGCAUGUGGAGGGAUCACUCUUGCAACGGCUCUCUCUCACUCUCUAUGUGAUGGUUUUGGGGCGUCUCAGUUUUUCAAGGCCUUCACUGAGUUCGCCGCAGGAAAGACACAUCCUAGCAUCAUCCCCGUUUGGGAUCGACACUGCCUAACCUCUAACAACCUCAACAUUAACGAUCAAACGGAGGAAGAACAAGCUCCCAAGCUGGUUGAUUUCGCAGAGGCUUGUUCAUCUGCAGCAACUUCUCCCUACACACCAACCAACGACAUGGUCUGCGAGAUCCUAAACGUCACAUCCCAAGACAUCACUCAGCUCAAGGACAAGGUCACGGAAGACGUCACAACUCUAGAGAUUCUUGCAGCCCACGUCUGGAGAGCAAGAUGCAAGGCCCUGAAGCUGAGUCCAGAUGGAACCACGCUUUUCGGAAUGGCAGUGGGCAUACGCCGCACUGUGGAUCCACCGCUACGUGAAGGCUACUACGGAAACGCAUUCGUCAAAGCCAACGUAGCAAUGAAGGCCGGCGAGCUGAGCAGCUCACCGUUGUCUCCUGUGGUGAAACUCAUCAAAGAGGCUAAGAGGGAGGCUUUGAAGAAGCGGUACGUGUCCGAGCAGCUAAAGGAGACAGAGAAGAGUCUGAAGAUGAAGGUAGCAUGUCAAGGAGGGAAAGGUGCGUUUAUGCUGCUCACUGAUUGGAGGCAACUUGGAUUGCUAGAUGAAGUUGAUUUCGGGUAUGGAGGAUCGGUGAAUAUAAUACCAGUGGUGCCUAAGUUUCUUUCGGAUAUUUGUGUUUUCUUGCCAAGGAAGCAAGGUGGGGUUAGGGUGCUAGUCACGUUGCCCAAAACUGCAAUGGAUGAUUUGAAGAAACACAUGAAUCCUUAAGCUUUUAAGAUUUAUAUCAAAUGAUAAAAUAAUAUGUGGGUGAGCGUUUAUUCACAUUUAAAUAUAUGAAAUGGAACUCAUGCUUUGUGUAAUUCUCUUGACAAGAGUUAUGUAGUUUGCACUGUAACAAUUAAAAAAACCAAUGAUUUAGCGCCACCUCAGCAA